Messenger RNA from Porites lobata, 8592 nucleotides. The record is from the annotation of a GenBank genome assembly. Lineage: Eukaryota; Metazoa; Cnidaria; Anthozoa; Scleractinia; Poritidae.
AUGUCGUCCCAUCUGGUUCGCAAUCCAGGUAUUCCACUGGAUUUAGAAUGGGUAAGCAAGACAAGAAUCAAUCUUCCUGCUGUGAAACGACGCGCAGAUACGUUAAAAACCCGGCGAUCAAUUAAAAAGCAGUGGCAAGCGGCUUGGCUUCUCCGUGCAGUGACCUGCAUAGACCUCACUACUCUCUCAGGGGAUGACACAGCUACAAAUGUAGCGCGUCUGUGUUUCAAAGCUCAGAAUCCUGUUCGACAGGACUUGUUAGAGAGCAUGGGGAUGGCGGACAAGGGGAUAACUACGGGUGCCGUUUGUGUUUACUCGUCCCGUGUUCCAGACGCAGUCAAAACUCUGAAGGAUAUCAAGUCCAAAGUUCCUGUAGCUUCAGUGGCCGCAGGAUUCCCAGCAGGUAGAAAUUACAAUUCUUAAAGGGGUGGGUUGGGGGUGUGUGCUGGGUGAGUCCUUAGUCCUGUUUCCUCCUUCAAUGGUCCACUUUCAAUAGAUUAAAAUUCUAACAUGAAUCCGAGGCUUUCUGGUCAUUUUUCUAAAUUAGGUUUAGUUUUCUUUGUGCUCAAGCCUCUUCUGGGAAUUGCGAGACAAUGGAGUCGUGCAAAAUUUCCAAUUUUGUCUCUAAAGCCAGGGAGUCAUGUUAGACUUUCAAUAUACCGAACUAUUACAGAGCUGAUACAGGACAAAAACAGUGAAUAUUUUAUUACGUGCUACCACCCACGGGACACUCACUAUUGUUACAGUCUUGGUCUUGUGUGCUAGUGGAUAGCCGAUUUCAAUCAAGUCCCUCAUACAGUCCUCUAUGACUGGUGUAUAGUUAUAACUAAAUUUUGACCCUGCUUGCCAUAGAACCUCCAGUAGCUCAGUGGUUGGAGCAUGCAAACCAGAACUUAAAGGGUUGUGAGUUCAAUUCUUUUCUGGAGCUCAGAAUUUUUUCUGUGCUUUCUGCUAUUAGAAUUCUCCUUCUUCCAAAUUUCUUGACCUAGUAAAAUAGUUCAGUGUAAUACUGAGAAAGGACAAAAUCACUAACAAUUCCAAAUUUCAUUUCCUCUCCAAAAUCAAAUAACUCCGUGUUUUCGAUAUCAGUUACAUAUUGUGGUUGACCUUGAUCAAACAAGGAUGAUGCACAUGCACAUAUUAUGAGACAAUUCAAACUGGUGCCAAAAAUGCAGAUGAAAGAUGAAAACCCAGCAAUUACAUCGUACCAUCGGAUUCCCAGGUUAGGAAUUGCAUUCCCCUAAUGAAUACUAUCAAUGUAAAUCCUGAAUUAUGUGUAGCCUCAAAGUGUGCGUAUCAGGCAACCUUUUAUAAAGGAGAAGUACAGAAAACUGAACAAUGUCGUGAAAAGAGAAUGUAACUUAGUUCGAUGGACGUAUAUCAACAAUAUGGCCUCUGAUAUUGCAGUUUCUGGUAAUUCCAAGCCUUUCUGGAAUUAUAUUAAAAGCAAAUGUAAUGGUACGAAUACUCUGGUAUCUUUAAAGGUUGGUGACAAAGAACUCAUUGAAAAUGACAGUAUUGCUAGUAGUUUUAAUUCCUAUUUUUCAUCUGUUUUUACUUCUGAGGACUUUUCCAACUUGCCUUCUUUAGAGCCUUUAGUUUGUGAGAAACUUAAUUAUAUAUCUUGUACUACUGAGGAAAUUUUAAAGCAUCUUAAGUCUCUUAAAACGAACAAGUCCCCGGGUCCAGAUAGAAUUUCAUCAGUAAUUUUAAAAUCAUGUGCGUUCGAAUUGGCACCCUCGAUCUCAUUUCUGGUUAACAAAUCUUUCCUGCUGGGCCAUUUGCCCGAAGACUGGAGAUCAGCUGACAUUGUCCCACUUCAUAAGAAAGGUUCUAAACACUUGAGGGAGAAUUAUCAUCCAAUUUUGCUUACAUCCAUGAUAUGCAAAAUCAGCGAAAAAAUUGUACGCGAUAGGUUAAUGUCAUUUUGGCAAGACCAAAACGUGAUAAACAAAAACCAAUUUGGUUUUUUGCAGGGUAGGUCUACUGUGACCCAAUUACUCUCUACUUUUCAUGACUUCGCCAAAUCUAGGAAAUCAUCUGUAGCAAUGGAUGUUGUAUUUCUUGAUCUCGCAAAGGCUUUUGAUAGUGUUCCUCAUGAGCGUCUACUCAUAAAGUUAUAUAGCCUCGGUAUUGAGAGCAAACUUCUUAACCGGUUGAGGCAUUUCCUCACGUGUAGAAAGCAACGAGUUGUUGUAAGAGGGACUUUUUCUGAUUGGGCACCUGUGAUAUCUGGUACCCCACAGGGAACUAUUCUUGGUCCAAUUUUAUUCCUAGCAUAUAUAAAUGAUAUCGUUGAUAGUGUCUCUUCAAAAAUUAAAUUAUUUGCGGAUGACACAAAGAUUUACAGAGAGCUUCGCAACCCUAGUCUCGAUGAACAAUACCUUCAAACUGAUUUGAAUAAUCUUGGUAAAUGGGCGAAAAAGUGGCAACUUCGUUUCAAUGAGGAAAAGUGUGAAGUAAUGUGAAUAACGCAUUCUCGUGAUAAAUCGACUACGAAUUAUAAACUAGGUACGGCCUUAAAAGAUGUCAAGAGCUUUAAAGAUCUUGGAAUUAUUAUAUCAAAAGAUCUUACUUGGAGUGAACAUAUUAGUACUAUGGUGAAUAAUGCGAACCAAGUCCUAGGGCUAAUAAGACGGUCUGUUGGAACAGCUAAUACAACAACUUUUUCAUUGCUUUACAAAACAUUGGUCAGACCACUUCUAGAGUAUGCUGCUCCAGUCUGGAACCCAUAUCUUGUCAAAGAUAUUCAUGCAAUAGAGAGCGUCCAAAGACGCGUGUCAAGAUUGGCUCUUAGGCAAAAAAGAGGUGAUAUGUCUUAUGAAGAGCGUUGUGACACGUUACAUUGGCCAUCUUUGUCCAGUCGUAGGACAUAUUCCUCUCUUGUUGAAUGUUAUAAGAUCGAGUUUGGCUUAUCACACUUGGAUUUUGAGGAAUUCUUUCAAUUCGCAAAAGUCAAAUCCACUAGGGCAAAUCACUCAUAUAAGCUUUAUUGUAAAUUAUCUAGAAUCAACUGUUUUAAAUAUUCUUUUUUUAACAAUGUAAUUAGUUAUUGGAACAAUUUACCUAGUAAUGUUGUUGAAGCCAGUACCCUCGAACUUUUUAAAUGUAAACUCAAAUCCUUUUUAAAGUUGUAAUUUUUAUUGUUUGUUUGUUGUUUUUAGGAGAGUUUUAUUCAUAGGGUUAACCUCUAGACUCUCCCUUUCAAAUUUAUGUAGUUAUAUAUGAGUUUGAAUAAACGUGUAUGUUAUGUUAUGUUAUGUUAUGUUAAGUUCUAUGACAAGUAAUGAGUACAUGUACAAUAUAUAUUUAGAGGAUUUUCUUUUUGUAACGGACAUGCCAUGGAACUUUUUUGCUCACUUUUGUUUUUGUUUUUUUGUUUUCUUUCUUUUCUGGCCAACAAUACCUGCUUGAAAACAAACCUUUUCAAAACCUCUCUGUGUAGAGUGUAGCAUUAUACAUGUAAAAUAAAUUGACUAACAGUAUUUAAUUACAUUUUGAUUCUAAUGAACUGGUAUAAGGGAAAUACCAGUACUCAAAUGGGCAGGUAUCAAAGGUUUUCCAAUGAACAGUUCUGUUUAAAUUAACCCAAUCAUUGUCCCCUCUAUAACACUUGUGACAUCAUCAGUUUUAAAGGUCAAGGACAACUUUGUCAUCUAACUUGUGCUGUGGAACAAGGUCUUUUAAACCAAGCAGCCAGAAUGACCACAAUUCAGUCAAGGUGGAGACCAGAUAAAAAGGCAAAAAACCAUCUAACAUUGACUUGGAAAAUUCCCACAAAAAUCUUUUUGCAAUACCCACCUACACUUCAUUCUAUCUCAUUCUAAGAUCCUAAAAGCUUUCUCAAAAACCUUUCCUACCAAAAUGAAGCCUAGGAAAUGCCCAGCAAAAGAAAAAAUGGGUCAAGAAAAGCAAAAGAACAAGAGAGGAGAUAGUCUCCUUUGCAGCCUUUUUCAGGGUCAUCACACAAUGCUCCUAGCAUAAUUGCAUGACAACCCUAAAAAUGGCCGCAAAGGAGACUAUGGAGGAGAGAAAGUGAUAAGUGAAAGUCAAGACUGCUAAGUCACUUUUAAACCCAAAAACUACAUUACACAAAAUUGUGCUUUCUGAACAUGCCCAAACUUUGGAAGCUGAUAUUUUACAUCUACAAGAGAAGGCCACAAAGCACUUGACUGACAUGUAUAAAUGGCAUUUUGGACUGUAACAGCUCAUUAAAGCCAGGCAGUGACCAGAAGUUACAUGUAAUUCUCGAUUAUCUUCAAAGGCGAUUAUUGAUGAUGACACCCCACCAUGAGAACAAGAGAAGUAGGCACACUGGGAAUUAUUAAAAACUGAGCCGUUAAUACAAGUUUCAUGACUUUCAUUUCAAUGUGUUAAUUAUGAAUUAUUGUGUAUAAAAAAAAAUUAUAAUUUUAGGUCAGACCCCAAUAAAGCAAAGACUGGAGGAAAUAGAAAUUGCAGUGGCCUCAGGUGCAACAGAAAUUGACAUAGUAAUCAGCAGAGCAUUUGUACUGGAGGGAAACUGGGAGGCACUUUAUAAUGAAGUAAAAGCCAUGCGAAAGGCCUGUGGAGACGCCCAUUUGAAAACUAUUAUUGCAACAGGUACGGUGGGUGUAUAAUAUUUAUAAAUUACGUUUGUUAAAUCCCCUCACUGCAAUUUCUUUGUUCGUGCUUGAUUAAAUAAGUAAAAUAAUGCCUGAGAUGUCUGUCCAUGGUGCAAGUGCUACACUUUUAACAUACUGGUAAUUCUUUUUUUCAGGUGAACUUGGCUCUCUAACAAAUGUAUACAAAGCCAGUCUGGUUUGCAUGAUGGCUGGAUCAGAUUUCAUCAAAACAUCAACUGGAAAAGAAGCAGUUAAUGCAACUUUUCCUGUUGCAUUAGUCAUGGUGCGAGCAGUCAGGGAUUAUUAUCAGGUAUAUUUCACCUUCCUUAAUUUCAGCUACAACUGUUAAUUAUGGUCUGUAUGUGAUUCCUUUAAUUGUAAAAAUUCUUUUAUUGACCAAGCUUGUUCAGUUGUCUUGGACAGGGGUGUCAUUAAGGUUUUAAGUUGUUUGGUAUUAUUAUCAUGCAAUUAGUAGGAGACUCUAUACUAACCAUAGGAAAUCCUGGGCUCCUGUAAAGGGUGGGGGGGGGGGGAGGGGGUACUCAACAAAGUUUUAUGCAGGGGAACUCUGUCCUGAGGUCCAACCCCUCAAUGCACCAUUUUUGGCAGUUAAUAUACUCUUCUCAGGCGGAACCUCCCCAUAUAGGCCAUUAUAGGGAGUAUCCUUAAGGGCCUCUGAUCCUCAGUAACAGCCCUGCCUGGAUAUUGCUCUCUAUAGCUUUUAAUGGGACUACACAUGCUCUCAGUCCUUAAAAACUUGGUGAGUAUCAUGACUAACCACCUUGCAUCUUGACCUAAUGCUUGAUAAGUACAGUUGUAAUGCAAUUUUGAUGUAUAUUAUUUUACUUCAAGCCAAAAUUAAAUUCAGUAUAAAUUUUUUCAAUAUAGGUUGAUUCUCAAUUCCUUUGUCUCCCAGCCCUAAUUCAUGAAUAAUUAGGGUCAGGCAACAAAGGGAAUUGAGAAUCAAUCUAGCUUAAGAGGUGUUAACCAGAAUUAUUUAAUUUUUACCUGUAACACAUACUUUAAUAUUGUUUCAAGUAUCAAUAAUUCACAUGACUUGUAUUAAUACAUGUACUUAGAGUCUGGUAUCUGUCUGCUAACCAAAACCCCUUUGAUUUGUUUGUUCCUCAACAAGAUGUUUUAAUGUUUUUUCUUUGAAGAUUUUAUUACAGUAGUACAUGGUUCACUUUCAUGUACUAAGUCAGUGAAUGUGUUCCUUGUAAAUAUGUUCCCUUGAAAGGUUUUCAUAAGUAAUGUAUAGUAUUAUUAUGUAUUUUUAUGAAUCUGUCACACGAUCACUUCUGGUUACCAGUAAUUUGCCUUUCCUUUCAGCAAACAGGUCACAAAGUAGGCUUCAAGCCUGCUGGUGGAAUACGUAGUUCUAAAGAUGCAUUGACGUGGCUUUCUUUGAUGAAGGAAGAACUCGGAGAUGAGUGGACACAUCCUAACUUGUUUAGGAUUGGAGCCAGCUCUCUGCUUGGUGACAUAGAAAGACAGCUCUUCCACUUUGUAACAGGGAGGUAAGUGAGGAAAUAAAAGAUAUUAAUACAUUUUAAUACGUAGCCUUCUAAGUGAGGUGUGCUCUGUAGGUGACCUUACUGUACUUAGUCUUGACCAAAGGAUGAAGUUUAAGUUCUAUGUACUAGCCCAAAAACUUGAUGUGACUAUAUGAAAGCCUCUGCUGCAAUAGGUCCAACACAAUACAGUGUGCCAGUGGGUUUACCAGCAGUCAUGUGUACAUGGUAAUGAAGUGAUAAUAGCAACUAUAGAGGCCUUCCAAGAGGUGGGGGGUGGGUAUGUAACAGUUGUUAUUGAUUUCUCCCUCUAGGGACCAUUCUUGAAAAUCACCACAACAGAAAACGUUUCAAAGUAAAUUUUCACAUCUGAUAGAAGAACCUACAGAGUAGAGGCUCAUUUAGGGUGGCAACAUGUGUCCCUGGUCUGAAUUUUCAACCCCUUCAUUUCACAUUAUUUAGCCGAGAGCCAUGUCUCUAUCCAUUGUAUUCAUGCUUGUCUUCAUCACUGUUGCAGUUUCAGUCCAUGUUGGUGGCAGUUGUUUGUGGUUGUUUCACCCGAGUGUCUUAAUGUCACUGUUUAAUGUCCUGUCACCUGUUGGAAUUUACUGUAACAGGUCCUCAGUGUAUGUAGCUUCCCACAUGAGGAGCCAAUUAAUCCAGCACAUUAAUUAUUUUGUAGACGGUUUUAUCCCCUUUGUGUAGGAAGCUACUGCCAUGACAUACUGGUAGUCAAACCAUCCAUUGUAUUUUAUGAUUUAUAAACUAAUUUCUGUCUGGUCAUUUAAUUUUUCUAGAUAUGCUGCACAACAUGAAAUGGCCAUGGCUUGAUCACAGAUCUGACAACAGGUCAAUGACAAAAACUUACUUGUAUCAAAAAAUAAUGACAAAAUUUACCCUGAUUUGGGCCCAGGUUUAUUCUAGAACAAAAAGACAAUGUGAUUGUUUUCCACUGGUCUCCACGUGGGCCUUGAACUGAAGAGAAAAAUAAUUCAUGGGCCAACAUUUUUACAUCUAUCUAGUAAUAAUACGUGUCAAUAACACUACGCAAUGAAUUUACACUGUAAAAGUCUCAGGACUACUUCUACAUACGGUCAUCAAAAUGCACAUCUCUUUGCACUUACAUGUACAUUACAUACUGCAGCUUUGAACAAUAUACACUGUACAUGGAUGUAAGGUCCAAAGCCAGAGAAAAUGCCUAUAAAAGUACUUUUAAUUCUUUUAAUUCAAGUUAUCUGUGUCUGUGUUUGGGCUUUUUUGUCUGCCCUGUGGGAUGCUGGGGUCAGGUUAUUAAUUCUGGCAGCUGGUCAAUAAUAAACAGUGUACUGAUUUACUGAGAACUUCGCAAUCAUCUUGAACUACUUAUCUCAAAACAAAAGGAAACUUUUGUUGAUUUGGUCUAAUUUGACAGCUAGAGUACCAUUUGCCUUCCUUUUCAUUAUUGUCUUCGCUUUUUUAACCUUCAAAAUAAUGUUGAAAAAAAUAUAAUUUAUUGUGGAGGGUUUGGGGUUCUUAAAUGCAUAGCCUGUGCUUGCAUGAUUCAUGGGAAUUGCUUCAGUCAGGGGCACCCAACGACAAUUUUUGGAAAAUAUCUGUUUGGAAGAUGAUUCGAGAUCUAGAAUUUUCGGAACAUUUGUUGUAAAAUUUUUUGCUUGCCUGCCUCUCCUAGGAUUUUCGAACAUCUCAAAAAUGGUAUAAUUGCCGAUUUUUAACGGAUUUUUACCCUAAAAAGGUCACCUAGAAUUUUCGGGAGGCUUUUUUCUGGCUGAAAUUUUCGAAAAGGUAAGUUUUGAUCCCUAUAAUUUUCGGAUCACCAGACUUUCAGCUAGGAAAUCCGAACAGAUGAAAAAUUUUUAGGGGAUGAAAAUAUGCCUAUAUCUGCCUUUUAAAUACUAAAAUACGUUCAACAAUGCUAUGUUUAAGUGGUUUUAAACUAUAUUCUCGUUGGGUGCCCCUGUUCAGUACGGGGUAUCAAAUUUAUGUAAUUAUGAAUGGCCGUUGUUUUGAGGUGACCAUUCAAUCUUUUGAUACAGUAGAGACCUUGGGUAGAGAUAAUUAUUGUGUGACACCAAUUAUUUUUGAAAGUCAGAACAUUCUUAUUUUAAAAAAAGAGGUUUAUCAUAGCAUGAGAGUGCAUGUCAGAGAGUCAAAUUUUGUCAACAAAACAGACACCAAAAAUUUCGGGACAAAAAUUAUAACAAAAAGAAGUGAGGUAAAGUCUACAACAUUUUGUACAACAUUAAUUUGCUUAAAGUGACAGCUGUGGAGUGGAGAGGUUAUUUUGGCAGUGCUAGAACAGCCUGGGUGGCCACUAGAGAUAGAGGUUAAAACAAGGGUAUAUAGAAUGUCUAUUGGAUCAAAAAAUGGUAACCAUUGUGGACUGUGUAGACACACAUCACCCAUUCUUUAUUCUUUACAUCUGCUUAGAAAGCGGAGAUCGUCUAAAAGCUCUACAGAACUUGCUUGAUCUCCAG